Messenger RNA from Podospora pseudopauciseta, 1310 nucleotides. RefSeq lists its product as uncharacterized. NCBI's taxonomy places the organism in Eukaryota, Fungi, Ascomycota, Sordariomycetes, Sordariales, Podosporaceae. Gene Ontology annotation, cellular component: nucleus. The transcript has 2 exons. Bases 1 to 1113 code for a protein of 370 amino acids. The record is from RefSeq and is a predicted model, not a curated record.
AUGUCAUCAACAACAACAACACCAGAAACCAAGACCGUCCUGGUGAUAGGCGCAACCGGUAAGCAAGGUCGGGCUUUCAUCCGCUCCUUGCUCUUCCCUUCGGCAGCGUCAACACCAUCAUCACCCACAACGACAACCUUCCCUAGAUCCCAAGCUGAAAACUGGCGCAUCCUCGCCCUCACUCGAGACGCCUCUGCCCCACCAGCCCAGGCGCUCCUCGAAGAAGCCAAACAACACAAUGCCACGUCCAAAAUCACGCUUGUAGAAGCCUGCCUCAACACACCUUCCACCCUCCGGACAGUGUUUGAAUCCCACCCCAACAUCUACUCCGUCUUCGUCGUGCUCGCCUACCCUGGACUUGGCACACCAUCAACGGCCCAAAAGGAAAAAGCCCAGGGGACCCUGAUUGCAGAUCUGGCAGUGGAGUUUGGGGUCAACAUUUUGGUGUACAGCAGCGCGAUCCCCAUCGGUCCAGAUCCCAGCCAUGGGAUCGACGAGUCGAGGAAGCAGAAGAGAGAGGUGGAGUACUACAUUGAGGACUUGGGGAAGAAGAACCCCGGGCUGAAAUGGAUCGUGAUACGGCCGGGGUUCUUUUACGAGAACCUGGAGGGCAUGUUUGGGGCGAUUGGAGCGACGAUGUAUAGGGAUGGGUUGAAGAAGGAGACGACGCUUCCGAUGGUUGCGUCGGGGGAUUUGGGGAGGGUGGUUGCUGGGUUACUACAGAACCCAGAGCCAUACUUCAACCAGUUUCUCUGCGUCACGUCUGGCCCGAUGACGAUGAAAGAGGUGCUUGAGGCUCAUAAACGGGCGACGGGGAAGCCGAUGCCUGCUGCCCCGGGGUUUGUGGGUUGGAUCCUGCUCAAGAUCAACAAGGGAGCGCAGGAUCUGGUCAAGGAGGCUGAAAUCAACCAUGCCAACAGGAUGAGCGGGAAGUUGCCGACUUUUGAAGAGGAGGUUGAGCGGGCCAAGAGUGUUUGUGAGCUGCAGACAUAUGAGCAGUGGAAGAGGGCCCUGGCGAGCGGUGAGGGUGGGGGAGACGAGAUGUCGAGGAGGGUGAGCACGAGCAGCUGGAACAACUUGUCGUUGAUGAAGCUGUUGACAGGGCGGUCGUAGAUCCUGACACAGGAUUCCAGAGGGGUUUCCUUCGACUUCACGGUGACGAGCUGGCGCUGGGGGUGGUUCUUUGAUUAUCAACAAACCGGACGAGUGAGUUUGAUUGUGGACGACCACGUGCAUUUCAUAUGUGUAUAUAGAAGCCAGUAGAUAUCUAGGUAAAUGGGCAAACAAGGUCUUCUUUUUGAUUGCCUCAA